Molecule: messenger RNA, 990 nt
Organism: Parnassius apollo (apollo)
Lineage: Eukaryota; Metazoa; Arthropoda; Insecta; Lepidoptera; Papilionidae
Source: the annotation of a GenBank genome assembly
AUGGACCAAUCUCAAAUAUUGAAACCUCUUACUUUAUCUAUUACAACAAGAGGCAUCGGCAUGAGCAUCUGUCAUAUGGCAUACGACAUAUCUGCGGCAUACGGUGAUGUAAUUCGCGUUCCCAAUAUCUAUAGUCAAUACCGAGUAUACCUGGGAAUCCUCGAAUCUAAACUUCAACACAUCAAGCGUGGUAUCCGAGUUCUACCCCGGCUCACGGACUAUACUUAUAAUUACGCAGUCGCAUGUGAUGCAGUAAAUAUUACACGGGUUCCGGAGCCGAUAAGGAAAAUCGUUAACUCAAUCGGCUAUAUAGAGCAUGAUAAGAAGGUCUAUGUACCAGCAGUCGCCAGAGAAGUUUUGGACCAAUAUGAGCGUCUGGUCCCACGUGCUGAGACCGUACUCCUCAGUAAUCUGAGGCGUACUGUCGUAGCCCUCGCGAACCCUGAUACCCCACAGAUAUCACGGGAGACGUUCCACAAUAACAACCCAAUCCCAGGAGCAAUAUGGACUGACCACGUUCUACAGAAUCCUGACGAAAUAAUACCUGCAGACUAUGAUCUUAAAGACAAAUUCCAGCAUGACAAUUCAGUGAUAAUGCCAUGGCUCUAUAGUUUGCAGAAGCAUGUGCCAAAGAUGGUGGGAGGGUUGGUUGAUCUUAGUCCGAUAGGAAGAUUGUCUCUUUUCGUCUCAAAUGGAAUGGAGAAUCUCAAAGUACCAGAUCGCCGUGCAGGUGAAGAUCUUAACACAUACUACAGGCGCUGCAUUCUUGAAGGCAACAUCAGGAAUUAUAAUGCAUUAUGCCCCUUAGAGCCGGCCAACUUAAUUGAAGGACAGCUUAACUUACUUGGCGAAUAUCCAGAUCCUGUCGACCUACGAUACCCAAUAUAUUGUAUGAGAAACCCACCAGUAUCAGUGGUUGAGGUCACUUCAGACUACAAAGGCAUUUGUCAAAUAAUGUACGCGCGUAUGAAAAUGCAUAACCAAAUAUAA